Molecule: messenger RNA, 1080 nt
Organism: Pochonia chlamydosporia 170
Lineage: Eukaryota; Fungi; Ascomycota; Sordariomycetes; Hypocreales; Clavicipitaceae
Product: taurine dioxygenase
Exons: 4
Coding region: 1-1080 (359 amino acids)
Cellular component (GO): cytoplasm
Molecular function (GO): 2-oxoglutarate-dependent dioxygenase activity
Source: RefSeq, a predicted model, not a curated record
AUGGCUCCCGCAACAAUUGAACCAGCUGUCCAGCUGCCCAUCCAAACCAAGUCAAUCUCCUCCUCCAAACCUCUCCAGACGAAAGGCAGCCUCGACAGCUUCGAGUCAUUCGAUGUUACACCCACCAUCGGCCGCGAGUUCCCAAAGGCAAACCUUGUAGAAUUUCUUAACGCACCCAACUCGGACGAACUCCUUCGGGACCUCGCUAUCACCAUCUCCCAACGAGGUGUUGUCUUCUUCCGUGCGCAGGACAACCUCACCAAUGAUCUGCAGAAGGAACUAAUCCUCAGACUCGGCAAACUCACUGGCCGACCUGAGACCUCUGGCUUGCAUAUCCACCCCAUCCUCAACUCUGAGCGUGAGCUCGGUGGCAGUGAUCCUGAGAUCAGCACCAUCAGCUCUAUCCAGCAUGACAAGUUCUACAAGAGGACUGAAGCCGAAGAGUUGAGCCCCAAGAAACAAAAGUCUGCUCAGUGGCACAGCGAUAUUGCUUUUGAGCCUGUUCCUGCGGAUUACACGUCCUUGCGUCUCGUCCAGCUUCCCAAGACUGGUGGCGACACCCUUUGGGCAUCGGGAUACGAAAUCUACGAUAGAAUCAGCGAACCGUACCAGAAGUUCCUUGAAUCUCUCACCGCAACCUUUCAACAGCCUCACUUUAACGCUGUUGCUGAACGUCAAGGAUUCCAGCUAUACGACAAGCCGCGCGGAGCUCCAGAGAACGUUGGAAGUGAGCUCAAGGCUAUUCAUCCCGUAGUUCGAACCAACCCCGUCACAGGAUGGAAGAGCAUCUUCCCUGUCGGCGGACACGUAUCGCACAUUAACGGCGUGACAAAGGAGGAAAGUCAGCACCUGUUGCAGUGGUUCUUGGACCUGGUAUACCACAACCACGACUUGCAGGUUCGACUUAAGUGGCAGAACCCCAACGAUAUCGCCAUCUGGGAUAACCGUAGUGUUUUCCACACUGCAACAUUCGACUACGAAGGUCAGGGCGAGCGGUUCGGCAACAGGGCAGUUGGACUUGGUGAGCGGCCAUACUUGGAUCCUCAGAGCACUUCCAGAAGGGAAGCUCUUCACAAAUAG